UUUCUUUUUCUUUCUUUUACUUUUUAAAUACUUUCUUUUCCUAUUAUUGUUUCUUUUUAUUUUCUCUCUCACACACCUUUAUUAAAAAGUCUAUCUUUUUUUCUAAGCAAGGAGGAGGAGAUAUAUUAAUAAAAGGAAACUUUCUUCAAUGGCUUUGAAGUUUGAAACAGAACAAUGGCAAGCAGCUUGUGUUGCAUUUGAUGACAGAGACUACGAAGCGUCAUUAAAGACCUUUAUUGGCAUAGCUGAUAAUGCAAAAAUACACUUUAAUAUUGGACUCAUUUUUGCAACAGUAGAAGAUCAUGACCAUGCACUUGGUGCAUAUGCAAAAGCAAUCGCGAUGGAUCCUUAUUUUGCAGUCGCUUAUUUUCAACAAGGUGUAUCGCAUUUUGUGAAGGGAAACAUGGAGGCAGCAUGUAUGGAUUUUGAUCAAGCUUAUCAGAAACUUCGUGGAAACCCAAUCAUUAAUUAUCAACAAUUAGGUUUAAGCUUUAGACUUUAUUCUUGUGAAGUUUUGUUUAAUCGAGGGAUAUGUCAACUGUAUUUGGGCAAAAUGGAUGCUGGCCUUACUGAUCUAUAUCAUGCACAAAAAUCAAGAAUGACAGAAGAACAUGAUGUGAUCGACCAAGCAGUCAAAGACAGAGGAAAAGGCUAUUCCGUUUUUUCUAUUCCUCCACUUGUCAUCUUUAGACCCUCUGAAAGUAGAUUGAGGCAACUUCAAGGUGACAUGUUUGCUGCUGUCGAUCAAAUCCCUAUCAAAAAGAAAGAAGUGAACAAUAAGUCAAUCACACGCAAUAAUUCUGUGCUGUUAAACGAUAAAUACCGUAAACCACAACAAUCUCCGCUUCGAACACAAGGAGGCCCUUCGUCGCCACUCGCAUCCUCACAGCCACUGCCGCCUCAACAGUCAUCACUGCCACCACCACAAAUGAUGCCAAGCAACUCUACAAGCACGACAGCUUCUAAACCUCCUGUAGAACGAUCUCGAAAAGAUUCGAGUUUCGGUAUGUACAAUCAUUCUGAUGAUUCAGGCUCUACAAUGUCAUUCAGUUCUUCAAGUUAUCGAUAUCGCCAAGAUGGAAGACGUGUGGAUAGUGGAUUUGAAUCAAGCUUAGAGGAUAGAUACUCAUCUUCUUCAUCACUUGCUGGGGGAAUGGGCCCUGGAAGCAGGAAUUCAGCCAAGAGUUUUAAAGGACAGUACUAUUCACCGCCACCUGUCCCACCUAUUCCCAAACAACAUGAAGAGGACAGUAUGUAUGGUGAUUUUGACCAAGAAUUAGAAGAAGUGUAUGGAUCAUUGCAUGAAAUGACAGUACAGGACCGAGAAAAGGACCGUAUUCGUAACCGACUUGGAAACAACAAGGAUGACUUUGGACCACAGGCUUCUACUUCCACCUCUACAGUCGGGUCAAACAAUAGUAACGGCGGUAGAAUUAAAAUCAAAGUUCAUUAUACUGACACCAGAAUUCUAUUGGUCUCGACCUCGAUAACCUUUGAAGAAUUGAAAAUGCGCAUUAUUGACAAAUUUGGAGCACCUCCUUCAAUUCGUCUGCAGUACAAAGACGAAGACAAUGAAAUGGUAUUAAUGAUUGACGACGACGAUCUCUUCAUGGCAAGACAACUGAAUAAAUCCACGAGCGAUCUAGAAAAAAUAGAAAUCUGGUGUGUUAAUUCAUAAUCAAAUAUUCCCCCAUUGUAUAGUCUCUUAUUAUUUAUCUCGUUGGAUUUACUUUUCGAUUAAAUUAUUUCCUAAUUCUGUAUUAUACAUUCGUUUUUGAAGUCACUAUUUUUGUUUUAUUUACAAUGGUUGCAUUGCAGGUGGCAGGAGCGAAAG
Messenger RNA from Gilbertella persicaria, 1834 nucleotides. RefSeq lists its product as uncharacterized. Bases 149 to 1678 code for a protein of 509 amino acids. Lineage: Eukaryota; Fungi; Mucoromycota; Mucoromycetes; Mucorales; Choanephoraceae. The transcript is spliced from 5 exons. The record is from RefSeq and is a predicted model, not a curated record. Gene Ontology annotation, molecular function: protein binding.